AUGGAGUUUGAAUUUAUCAUAACCUCACAAUCCAAGCCGCCAGAAACCCUCUCACAUAGAGAGAGCCGCGAGCUGUGCAAAAUCAUCGAGUUGAUAUACGCGCGAUUGGUUAUUGCAGAGGACAUCAUCAGCACUCUAAAAGCAGGUCAUUAUUUGGAUGAGGCAUUUGGCGGUCGCAUAUGCAGCUUAAGGGAUAUAAAACGGCGCCUACGACCAUAUCACCAACAUGACGAGUCCCGGCCACACCUGCACAAGUGCCCUGCUGCCCGAUGUAAGCAGCAGUUUGAGACUGCUGAUAACCUGCCACGGCAUAUCCGAAAUACGGCUGAUCUUAGCCACCGGUUUGACAAAGAGAUACUUGAUGGGAGAUACUGUUUUCAGUGUGGCAAAGAGUUCACUUCAGCCAAAUCUCUUUGGUUGCACGAGAAGGAUGAUCAUUUAGAAUCGAGCCGUUCCAGAGUUGAUGCUUUUAGGCAAUUUCACAGCACUUUCGAACUACCAACUACAACACAACAGCCAACUAGCGGCCUGUCAAAGAAGAGGAAACUUGGUGACUGUGAAAGAGGCGCUACAUCAGGCAACUUUCGGAAUCAACGCCAGAAACAAUCAGAUUUAUCGAGACCGCACUCUAGCAAAAAUACUGUCCAUUCUACUGGGAAGCAAAAUCGGCAGUGCAUAUCUGAAGAACAGCGUUCUGACCCGCAACCAGUUGUUGAAGGGACUGUGGCGGACAACCGUGGCGAGCUCCCCUUUCACAAUGUAAUGCAGCCACCGUCGACCGGCUCCGACAGGUCCGCCUUCGAUUACGCUAUCGAUUCCUCUCAGUCCGCCUUCGAUUACGCUAUCGAUUCCUCUCAGUCCGCCUUCGAUUACGCUAUCGAUUCCUCUCAGUCUGCCUUCGAUUACAGUAUCAAUUCCUUGCACAAUCCCUGCUCAGCUCAGUUCGCCUUCGAUUACAGUAUCGAUUUCUUGACCAAUCCCUGCUCAGCCCAGUCGUCGUCUAUUGGCGGGAACCAAUCCAUCUUCGACUAUUCACUACUCGAUCCGCAAGCGGCUCAACAAUAUCAUUCUUCGGCUGAUCCAUACUUAUCUACUUGCUCCUCUGGGCAGUGUGCCCAUCUUGAAGGGUCCCACCCACCUUGA
Molecule: messenger RNA, 1143 nt
Organism: Blastomyces dermatitidis ER-3
Lineage: Eukaryota; Fungi; Ascomycota; Eurotiomycetes; Onygenales; Ajellomycetaceae
Exons: 3
Coding region: 1-1143 (380 amino acids)
Source: RefSeq, a predicted model, not a curated record